Molecule: messenger RNA, 1072 nt
Organism: Pseudomyrmex gracilis
Lineage: Eukaryota; Metazoa; Arthropoda; Insecta; Hymenoptera; Formicidae
Gene: Ufd1-like
Product: ubiquitin fusion degradation protein 1 homolog
Exons: 5
Coding region: 148-1050 (300 amino acids)
Cellular component (GO): VCP-NPL4-UFD1 AAA ATPase complex
Molecular function (GO): polyubiquitin modification-dependent protein binding
Source: RefSeq, a predicted model, not a curated record
UAUGUGUGUGUGUAUGUGUUGGUGUAUGUAUGUAAUUCUGUGUUUUUGACGUUGAGUGUAUAUAAUAACAGUGUCAAAUUUCUUUAUUCUUUCUCACAAAAUUCACACUAUUUUUACAGAAAACAUUCUAUAGAAAGAUUACCAAGCAUGUUUCAAUUCGGGUUUAACAUGUUCCCGGAAAUUCCGCGGCCCUUCAAUACCCAAUAUAAAUGUUUCUCGGUCUCAAUGUUACCCGGAACUUAUCGUCAGGAUGUCGAACGUGGUGGAAAAAUAAUCAUGCCACCAUCUGCUCUGGAACAGCUAACCAGGCUCAACAUUAUUUAUCCGAUGCUGUUUAAGUUGACUAAUAAGAAAACAAACAGAAUUACUCACUGUGGUGUGUUGGAAUUUAUUGCAGACGAAGGCAAAGUCUACUUACCUUAUUGGAUGAUGCAUAAUCUCUUACUGGAAGAGGGUGAACUACUGAAUGUAGAAAGUGUAUCACUACCAGUAGCAACAUUUUCACGCUUCCAGCCACAAUCAGAGGACUUCCUGGAUAUCACAAACCCGAAGGCUGUACUAGAAAAUGGUCUGCGCAGCUUUGCCUGUCUGACUACAGGCGAUGUGAUUGCUAUCAAAUAUAAUCAGAAGAUCUAUGAAAUGUGUGUGCUAGAGACUAGACCUGGUCCUGCAGUUAGUAUCAUUGAGUGUGACAUGAAUGUAGAGUUUGCACCACCAGUCGGUUACAAAGAACCAGAAAGGGAGACAAAAAAAGAGAAUGAUGAGGUAGAAAAUCUGGCUGAUUUGAUGCCGGCACCAACUGGCUUUGUGCCUUUUAAAGGUGAAGGCGUCCGACUAGAUGGUAAGAAGCGCAAAGACAUGCUUAAGCAAGAAGCUGCCACCGCCAAGCCAACCUAUGUCCGAGGAAUACCUGAUUAUGAUUAUCAGAUAGGUACUCUCAGGUUUCUGCGAAACAUGAAGCCAGCAAAUAACAAAGAUACAAAAGAUCCAGAUGAAUUUAAAGCGUUCACUGGCGAAGGGUUCACUCUACUGAGAAAAUCGAGAAAAUGAUAAAAUAAUAAACCAGUUAAUU